This is a messenger RNA of Octopus bimaculoides (California two-spot octopus), 3633 nucleotides long. RefSeq lists its product as uncharacterized. Lineage: Eukaryota; Metazoa; Mollusca; Cephalopoda; Octopoda; Octopodidae. The record is from RefSeq and is a predicted model, not a curated record.
ACUUUACUCUCUUUACUUUUCUCUCACUGCUUCUACCUUCCUUUUUCUUUUUCUUUGUCAUUUCUGUUCUUUCUUGUCCACUAUUUCUUCUCUCUUUGUCCUAUUUCUGUUCUUUUUCCUCUUUUCCUCUUUUUCUUCCCUCAUGCUCUUCCUUUCCUUUCUUUUGACUAUCACUUAUGUCUCCCUCCUCUCUCUUCCUCGCACACAUACACUCAUAAGCACAUGCUCACAUAUACAUAUGUACACAUACUCAUAUACUCACACAAAACACGACCUGCCAACCAUAUCACUGACAACUUUGGUUCAAACAGAUCUCCCCUCCUCUUAUGCUACUUUUUCUCUCACUUUGCACAACUCUCUCACUAUCUUAAGAUCUUUAACAUUCUUAUAGAUGAGUAAAUGUACAGCAGACUACAGGAGUAGACACAGUGCCAGUUAAUGAUGCUGCACACCAUAUACACACACACACAUAAGAUUUAAUCUCUUUACAUGAGAAAAACAUGGAAGGAGAGAGAACAUAAGAUAAAACAGCUCAAAGCAUUUCAUGAACAGUGGUUUCAAAGGAACCUAAAUGAUAUAAUAUUUGCACCAAUAUAUUUAAUGAAAGGUUCUGUUCAAAAUCUUCCUACUAAAUACCAUUAUAAGACAUUUGCACCAUUGAGCCAUUUUAGUAACAUUAGUUUACUGCCGAGGUAACAAACAAGUUGCCUUUGUUAAAAAAAAAAAUUGGAUUGAAUAAACUUCAGUGCAACAUUGAUAUUUAUUCAUCAGGAUUAUAUUAUUUUAUCGGAGAAGUAUGAAAUAUGAAAGACAUAAUAGAUUCAAGGGAAUUCAAACUUAGAAACAGUGAGAAAUGAGAUUAACACUGCAAAGGUUAUAAUUUAGUAUUCUAAUAUUUCUGUUAACUCACCAUGUUUUCUUUUAUAUUCACAUGGAUUUUACAAAGAAAUUAGUUUCAAGCAUUAGAAAUCUAUAUAAAUUCCGUACUGAUCUAUUCCUACCUCAGUUUCAUUAACUGUGAAAUUAUGUUACACUUACCGUGAAAUUUAUUGAUGAAAGAAAACAACAACAACAAAGAGAAAAGAGUUUGUUGACAAAUAGCAGUCAACCAUCGCUGUUGAUACAAACUAGGAGAAUACUUCAAGUGAAAAAGAGUGCAUCAAAGUUCAAUCUGCCACUUGCAGACACUAAAACUUGCAGUGACUUUGAAUUAACCAAUUUGUCAAGAUGCUCAAGUGGAAGAAUAAAUCAUUUAAACCCAGCAGUUUUUCUCCAGAAAAUGUAAAAAAUAAAGAUACUUCAACAAACAUUAAACCAGUCAAUUCAAUUUUCAAAAUAUCUACAUUUAAAAAGAACCCAAUAAAAGUUACCACUUUUAAUGACAAAGAUAAUUAUACGGAAAUUAAUUGUAAUACUAUGGAGGCAACAAAUGGUUUUUUGCUCAUGGGUAGAAAUGAACCCAAUGAUUUGGAAAAAAUACCCAAUAAAGCAAACAAUGACUCUUCAGAUCACCCAAAUAAUUUCAUUUCUUUCGAUCCUGAACCAUUGGAUCAUAAAGUAAGAGAUAAUCCACUUUAUCAAACUCAUACACUAUUUGCAAAGCCUUCUGACACCUCAACAACAGAAUAUCAUGAUGUUUUGGAUUCAUUACAGAGCAAUGAUGGUCAAAUUGGGGAUAUUUCUCAAAAUGUAGGUGUUCUGUCUCUAAACGGUGACCAAAAAACUAUCGUACAACAUACAGAUAGACUUUAUGAGUCUAUAAAUCAAAAAGUUUAUGAUAACAAUAUUGACGGCCUAAAUAAGGAAUCUAAAUUGUUAACUAAUAAUAGAAUGACAGUCGCAGCAACAGUUGAGCCAGAUUACCUUUCUCGAAGGAACCUUUUAAACUCAAACUUAAUGGAUAAUGAAUAUGAAGAAAUUUACAUUCCUGAACCUGAUUAUGAUGAAGAUGAAGUCACUCUUAACUUUAAGAAUGAAGAUUUUGGCAACACAGAUUCACAGGAAAACUCUCCUAGGCAACUCUUCAAGAACUAUGAAGGAGAAGAUUUUGGUAAAUAUCUUUCUGAUGAGGAAGACUUUGUCGAUACGAAUGGUUACACUUGGCGCAAAAAUAUUCAGUAUCAUACUAUAAGCCCUGCAUCACAGAAAGCUAACACAGAAAUUAAAAGGAACCGACCAAAAACUACAAAAACAGCACAAGCGAUGUUCAAAUCUGCCCCCAAAAUAAAAGGUAAUAUAAUAAGACACAACUUGAGGGAUUUUAGCUAUGCUGAUACGAAGAUAAGUGUAAAGCCAUCCAAUGCAAAACCUGAAAGCCGCUAUCAGAAGAAGCAGGAGAAAUUUACAGAUGAUGAUGAUUUCAUGCGCACAAAGAAUUCCUAUGAAAAGUUUUUAAGCACUAGGUUGGUCAAUGAUAACCGAGGAACACAGUGGACAGCAAAGGAAUUGGAAACAAGAUUUAAUGAAAAUCAAGCUGAAAGUAAACCACCCAAAAGAACGAAAAAUGGUAAUAAUACUAUUGUUGGGCGGUUAACUUCAAAACUCCGGCCCAAAUCAGAUACUAACUACUAUAUGUCUACUUCCAUAAAUUCAUAGAAUAUUUCAGUCCUUAUUUAUCUCUUAUUUGUACUUUCUAUAUAAUUAUGUAUCAUAAAAAAGACAUGAUUUAAUGUGGGAUAUUAUGUCUAUUACAUUUUGAUAUUACAUAAAGUAUUGUAUGAGACAAUAUACAAUAUAAAAUCAUAUUUCAUAAAAUAUCAUCAAUACUCUUGAACUAGUAUCAAUAUAUAUGGACAUUUAUUUACUAUUACACAGGUUGCUAGUUGGUUAUGUAGUUUCUUUAUCUAUGUCAAUAAAACGUGGAAAAUUAACACAAAAUUCAACAGCAAAAACAAAAUUGAGUUAUUUAGAAAAUUGUAAAAAAAAACUAUUCUUAUUUUCAACUUAUACUUUAUUUCUCUUCAACAUUUCCUUCCAACCACUAAGUUACAGUUUAUAUCCAUUUAACCUCUUCUGCCUCUUCUCCAACUUCUAUCUUUCUCUUCAAAUUAAAAAAAAAAAUUUUUGACUUUAUCUAUUUCUCCUUUCUUUUUCUUCUUUAUCUUCAAUCAGAUUAUUCUAUUUAACAAAGUUAUAAUUCCAACAGGAUCUGCAAGUAAUCUGGAAAUCCAAUGGAACUAAACAAUUUCAACAUUACUUGUAAACAGAACAAUAUUUGGCCAAGAUUAGGCAAACAGCAUUUUAAAACCAUAUUCUUUUUCUCCACAUCUGUUAUAAUUGCAGCCUCUAUUAUAAUAUGGCAACAGCAGAGAAUGUAUUGUAUAACAUGGUGCCAAUGCAACAGCUGGUAUCAUUCAUAGACUGAUGAAUAAAACAAUACAACACUGCAAUGAUAUAAAAGAAAGUAUUAAAGACCUGCCAUCUGGAAUGUAGGCUUUAAAGUUACAUGAAUACACAACAUGAAAUGUAAAUAGUUUACAAUAUUUGGCUUUAUGGAAUUGUGAUCUUUGUAAUUAGUUCAGAACUGGUUAAUGGUACUGAACACUAAUAUGUAAUAAAGGAUAUGGUACAUGCCUCAGUUUCAAAACUAAAACCUAUUCUGUUGAGAAAGUAAAACGGUUUUUCUUAUCAGAA